UUACGUUUUUCGAUUUGCGCUUUGCACCCUUCUGCAUCUCCGCUCCUAGUCUCACGCUUUCUUCACACUUUUAUCGGUUUCCUUUGAGUUAUAGGCUUAUUACCGAUUUGUGGAAGAGGUUUCGACUGUCGACGAUAUCUAGGUUUUUGUUUUUGCUGGGUUGUAGGUUUUGAUAGUUUAAUUUAGGAAAGGAUACGUUAAGCAUUGGAACUAGUGGUGCUGAAUGAAGGACCGUCGAUCGGAAUGGCGUGGUGACCCUUUGCUUCACCGCUCACGUCGCAGUAGGAGCCCUAUGAUGAGUUUUAAGCGGCAACAGAGGCCGCCGAUGAGGGCCCAUAGGCCCUCUGGCCGCCGGAGUGCAUCAAGAGAGCGGCGGCAGGAGCAUCCGUUGAGGCGCCUUGAUCAUGGAAGGGAACUUGUACAUAACCAUUCACCACCGCCUCAGCACCGCUAUCGCUCACUGUCACCACCGUUCUCUUCGCGUGAUGAUGGUUUCAGAUUCCAACACGACUACGUACUUCCAGACCACCCUUCAUUUAACCCUAGCUGGAAGUAUUCACCAUCGAUCAAGGAUAGAGAGUUCCAUUCUCAGAUUGACGGGGCUCUGCCACCUUCCUCGUUAGAUAUUGAGGAACAGGGCAUACUGCGACAAAAUUCAACCUUCAUUGGAGAAGGAUCAUCCCGGAGCCUUUAUUCAGACCACCCAAUUGGUUCUGCUGUUCUGAACUUGGAGAGAAUGAGACGCAGUGGAGGUAGUUUUGGUAUGGAGAUACAGGAAGUUGACAUGCAUUCUUAUAAUGAUGGACGUAGGGAUCCAUAUGAUGAUAUGGAUAGAAGACAUAUACAUUCCAGAGGUUUUUCCAUCCCCAAAUUGCCGUCCUCUCAGCUAAGGCCUUUCAGCAAUAUUUCUUCAUCUGGUAUAUUGAAGGAGGAGGUCAACAGUUUGCAUCAUAACCCUAUAUCAGAUGGGCUUGCCACUGGUGUGGGCAGAUACCCUGAUGACCACUUGGAGCAUUACACCUACAAUCAAGUACCGAAGUCUGAUCCACUGAGGCAUGGCCUACUGGAUGGAUCCCGGAUAUAUGAGCAUGAUGAACUUGGCCCUAUAGGCCUGGAUGAUCAUCGACAUAGGGUACAAGAUGAACUAUAUAAAAAGAUGCCUGGUGCUUCUCGGACUGAGCUUACGAAUGCAACUUCUUCGACUCAGUUUGAAUUAGACUAUCCUGGAGACUGGAGGGAUCAAGAUGAUUCUACUAAUAGGAAUUUAAUUCAAAGAACUUUUUCAGAGCGUCGCCAUUAUUUGCAGCGAGAUUUUGCUCAUGAUUUUGAUGAUGUGAGAGCUCAACAAGAGUUACCAACCAAUUCAGGCAAUUGGCAUGAUGGAUUGCGAAUUAAAUCAUCACGAGAUUAUGAAAGGAUGCCUUUUGAAGAGGGUUUUGCUUCUGAAAAACAUUUUUUCCCAAUAUCUCACAGAGUGGAACAUAGGAAUAGGAAGCCUUUGCUAUCAGAUCAUGAAGUAGAUGAGCAUAGGCUAUCAAUGAGUGCUCAUGACAGGUCACACAUGGAUGAUUUAGGUGAUUAUGAUGUGGAAAGGAUGGAGAACAGAAAUUAUGACAUCAUUGAAGACAUAGAUGACAUUGAUUCACGAACUGUGUUUAUGAAUGACCGUCAUUCCUUUGCACCGUAUGUAAAUGAGGAAAUGUGGCCAAGUGAAGAGAUGGCGGGGCCCUCAAUGUCGAAAUCCAUGCUUAUGGAACAAUCCCGAUAUAGAAAAUUUUUGCGUGGCAUUUCUUCAUCUGACGCUUUUAUGCCAUCAAAAGUUGUAUCUUCCACACCUGCAGAAAUUGGUCGUAAUAUCGAUUCAAAGAGGAGGUUGAAGCACCCCCGUUCUGACUUUGAUACUUCAUCUUUCUCAGAAAGAAGACAAGAUUCGUUGAGGCCCUACAAGUACUGGAAGAGAGGAAUGCAGGAUAGGCUUGGUGCUCAAGCUAGAGGGAAACAUGACAGUGAUUCUCUUGUUGUGAAGAAUGAUCCCCCAGAAGAUUCAGAGGAGUUUAAGCAGCAAGUUCAUAAAGCAUUCCUUCGCUAUUCUAAGCUGUUGAAUGAGAGUCAGCACAAUCAAAGAAUAUACCAAAAUCAAGGAAAUACCUACAGCCUACUAUGUAGUGUAUGUGGAAGUACUUCUAAGGAGUUUUUGGAUACAAAUGGCCUAGUUACACACUGCUAUCACUCCCAUAAGCCCGGUUUAAAAACAGAACAUUUAGGUUUUCACAAGGCACUAUGUGUCCUUUUGGGCUGGAACUGGCGUGUGCCUCCUGAAAAUUCGAGGGCAUACCAGGCCAUGCCUGUUGCUGAUGCCAAAGCUAUGAGGGAAGACCUUAUUUUGUGGCCUCCACUCGUAAUUAUUCACAAUAUUUUAGUUGGAGAUUAUAGCAGUACCAAGGUUGGUAAAGUUGUCAAUGUUGAUAGCCUGGAAAAGAUACUCAGAGAAAUGGGCUUCGGCGCAGGAAAGAUCCGCUUCUGCCAUGGAAGACCUGCAAAUCAGAGCAUCUUCACUGUGAAGUUCUUGCCCACAUUUUCUGGCCUACAAACAGCAGAAAGACUUCACAAACACUUAGCCGAUAAAAAGCAUGGCAAACAGGAAUUCCUGCAAAUUUCUUCCCGUGGAAAGAACAGCGAAGUAGAAAGCCAAUCCAAACGGCCAGAUGAGUUCCUAUAUGGUUACAUAGCUGUUGCAGAAGACUUGUAUAAACUCGACCCAGAAACCAAGAGAAGAUCUUUGCUUAAAAGCAGGAAGGAUGAUAUUGAAGCCAUUGCUGAUGCCCCUCUCAAUACUAUUUAACUUACGGGUACUGAUCUAAUCUGUUGAUACCUUAUUACUUGUUUUUCUUUCCUGUAGCUUCUGAGAAGCUCACUUUUACUUUAUGGUGUUUGGGAUUGAUUUUGUGUA
Molecule: messenger RNA, 2950 nt
Organism: Dendrobium catenatum
Lineage: Eukaryota; Viridiplantae; Streptophyta; Magnoliopsida; Asparagales; Orchidaceae
Exons: 3
Coding region: 224-2842 (872 amino acids)
Biological process (GO): regulatory ncRNA-mediated gene silencing
Source: RefSeq, a predicted model, not a curated record